Annulohypoxylon truncatum is the source of this 1368-nucleotide messenger RNA. RefSeq names its product S-adenosyl-L-methionine-dependent methyltransferase. The transcript has a single exon. Lineage: Eukaryota; Fungi; Ascomycota; Sordariomycetes; Xylariales; Hypoxylaceae. Bases 339 to 1211 code for a protein of 290 amino acids. Gene Ontology annotation, molecular function: S-adenosylmethionine-dependent methyltransferase activity. The record is from RefSeq and is a predicted model, not a curated record.
CCAUUCUUUAUUCAGGGAGGGAAUUACCUAUAGAUCCUAUAAUUACCUACAUAAUUGAUUAGGUAUCCGAGGCGAAGUAUUUUACUCCAUUCUAAAAGUUUAUGUGACUCAACAAGGUUGAUGCGCAUCUUGAUAGGAUCCCGGAAACUUUUCGGAGACUCUUCGCGAACUAAUAUUAUGUGCCCGACGCCCUAUUAAUAUCCCUUUUAUUCAAGAAGAGUAUAUUUAAAGGGCACAAUCCGCGACUGAAAUAUUGCCAGUAUCAUCAAUUUCACACCAGUUUCACGUCUUUCUACCCUCAAGUCUUUAGAAUACAAUCAGCAACAGUCACUUACAAUAUGGCCAGCAUAUUAUCUGAUAAGUCCUCGAUCAAGUCAUAUUUCCAGAACACUGCUUCCGAGUAUGAAAAGUAUGUGGGAAGUACCAGCUCGCGUCUAGCUGCCGCUGCACUAUCCCUCUUACCGCUGUCGAGCUACACUUCAUCAAGUCACAUCCUAGACUCUGCAUCGGGGCCAGGAAUAGUGACCAAGCUCAUAUUGUCACCUUCGCCAGAAGAUGUUGCGGUUCCGGGCCUACCAAUUUCGCCGCCACCGCGAGUAACUGGCAUUGAUUACGUCCCUGCCAUGAUCGAUAAUUUCAAGGCAAACAAAGCUUCGCUCAACUGGACCACUGCGGACGCGUUUGUGCAGGACUCCCAGGACCUUGGCCGUUUCAAGGAUGCAGAAUUCGAUGCUGUCGUCAUGAACUUAGGCAUGUUCACCCUCAACGAUCCGGUAGCCGGUGCGGCGGAGAUGUACCGCGUGCUCAAGCCCGGCGGUUAUGCUGUAAUUACCACAUGGAAGACGCGACGAGCGGUGGAUGUGCUCCAGGCAGUUGUGGAUACAAUCAAGCCGGAUGGUGGUCUAAGGCCUAUGUAUAUGCCCCCUGAGUGGCUAACGAAGGAGAAGCUCAUAAGCAUAAUGGAGAGUGGCGGGUUCCCUAGCGACCAUGUCAAGUCUUCUGAGUCCAGUCCCAAUUGGGAAUGUGGGUCUGGAGAAGGAGCCGUGAAGGCAUUGAGAUCGCCUAUGUGGACGACGAAGCUUUGGGAGGGAUGGAGUCCUGAAGAAAUUGGUCGGUGGGAUGACGAGGUACGAAAACAGUUGAGUGACGAAGAAAAGGAGACGGGGACGUUGGAGAUGUCUGCUUGGAUUGUUGUGGCCCACAAGGCAUGACGAGUUUGAUCAUGAAUUGGAAGUAAUUAGGUACUUAGCGACUGACAGCCGAUCAAAUCGAUAUCUUCAGUAGAGUUACACAAGGCAAGAAAGGUCCAGUAGGUAUGAAAUCAACCUCGCUUAUCCGGCAUUACGGAGGAAGAGAUUUGGAUCUUAG